This is a messenger RNA of Drosophila willistoni, 4640 nucleotides long. It is a transcript of the gene Taf3, whose product is annotated as transcription initiation factor TFIID subunit 3. Gene Ontology annotation, cellular component: transcription factor TFIID complex. Gene Ontology annotation, molecular function: protein heterodimerization activity. The record is from RefSeq and is a predicted model, not a curated record. The transcript has 7 exons. The coding region runs from base 185 to 4477 and encodes 1430 amino acids. Lineage: Eukaryota; Metazoa; Arthropoda; Insecta; Diptera; Drosophilidae.
UCUGUACCAUCACCAUCAUUUACGCAUCAAGUGCAUGAAAAAUUUAAUAAAAAAAAAAUUUCCGCGUAUAUCCCACAUCACAUCACAAAAUACAUUCCAAGACUCGAAUUUAUUCGAUUUAUUUAUACGUGGAUGUAUUAUUCUAUAAACUGAUUUUCUAAAUCUUUUUAUCUGUAAGCUAGACAUGGAUCUUAUGCGUAUCAUAAUCGCUCAGAUAGCACAGAAUAUUGGCUACAGUAGCACACAAAAUGCCCCCCUGGAACUGUUGCAAGACAUUUUGCAGAAAUUUAUGCAGGAAUUCGCCCACGACCUUCAUAGUCAAAUGGAACAUGCAAAUCGAAUAGAGCCUACAUUAAAGGAUGCACGUCUGACACUGAAAAGCCUCAAUAUUAAUGUGCAUGAGUUGUUAGACUACAUUGGCAAUGUUGAGCCUGUACCAUUUGUACGCGACGUUCCAGCGUUCCCAGUGAAACGAGCUUCGAAUUUGAACUUUUUAAAACCCGGAAGUGCAGAGACCCUUACCCGUCCCGUGUAUAUAUUCGAGUACCUUCCACCGAUGCAGCCAAAUUCGGCAGCUGCUUCAUCUUCCGCUUUGCAAGCACCCUAUUCCGAUCAAGAACAAGAAGGAGCGGAUGGCGAGGCUACAAAGAAAGUUGGAAGCCAGGAGGGGUUGGGAAACUCCGGUAAUCCUAAUGAAACAGCUUCGUCCGCUAAGCUCCUAAAUUUCCCUGCCAAAGACAAUUGCUUGGACAUGGAGGGUCACACAGUUCGGGAAAUCAGAAGCGUGGUCAUGACAAGUGGUGGCUUUAUUUCGCCUGCAAUUGAAGGCAAACUGCCCGAGUCUGUGAUUCCUGAUAUUAUUGUAAAACUAAAGGGCCUCGACGCACCACCUCCCCCUCCACCAUCGCCGCCGCCAUCACCACCCCCGCCGUUGCCACUAGUAGCAAUGGAAACUAACACAAAGCCUUUGUUUGUUGGUGAAACCGAUUUGGCACGGGAAAGAGAUCAACAGCAACGUCAGAAAGUAUUGCUCAGUAGCGAAAGGAAAGAGACUCACACGACACCAUUUGCCCAAACUGAAACGGCUUCUACCUUGCCAGGGACUGCUGCCCUUACCCCCAAGGCCACCAAAAAAAAUAAGAAACAAAAGCAUUUGAUUGGUGGUGCCGGCGGGACACCAGGUGAUAAGGCCCAUGACAAGGCGCAGCGAAAGGCUAUGAAAAUGUAUCAAAAACUUUCGAAAAAUCAUAGUGACAGUGGCAACGCAUUAAUGCUGGUGAAGAAGUCGAAGAAGCAUCUGAACCGUGGCGUCAUACCAACCUUGCCGGAUGGCUCUGCUGAUCGUGCCCAAUUAGAAAAACUGUUUAAAAAGCAGGCCAAGCAGAAGCAAAAGCGACAGCAGCAGCUUGGUGUAAAACCUUUUGGCUACGUAGAUGGACUGGGUGGUAGCAAUACUAGUCUGACUGAAGAAUCGUCUGUAUCCUUUGCUCCUCUCACAGUAGAAAAAGUUGUGCAACCUGUGCCUAAUCCGGAAGGUGCUCCAAUUGUAGGAGAGUGUGAAGCACCACAUGGACUCAAGCUGGCUAGUGAACCCGACAAAAAUAAACUGAAUAUUUUUAAAAAAAUAUCGAAGCAGAAGCUGUCAGCACCAACCGCUUCGGCGCCAGGACUAACACUUUUUGGACAUACAGCGGCCGGCCCCCCAUUAAUUAGUUUGCCGUCUGGCACAACGAUAACACCAGCGCCGCCUGCCUUAAAUGUCACCAUUGAGAGUCACAUGAACAAUGCCACACAACAACUACAACAAUUCUCGCCUAUGACGAUAUCAACAUCAGGCCCCACUAACCAGGACUCUGCUCCCACGGCCCCUUCUUUCGGUGUUGAAAUAGUUAACAUUGAUGCCAACAAACCCAAGAAGCGCGGCCGUAAACCCGGCGGAAAGAAUCAAGCCAAACAACUGUUAAAUCCGUUGGUUAUGCAGCCAUUGCCUAAAAAAAUGAAGGCGAGCAAGACCAUGCUGGGAGUUCUGGGACAACCAUUGUCCCUUGGUCAGUCGUCAGAUCCCUCUGCAUUAGUAGAUAUGGAGCCGCUCAAUCUGAGCCACGUUCCACAAUUCCAAGACAAUCUUAUGCAGCCCAAGAACAAAGAGAAAAAAGAACGAAAGAAGUACAAGAGCACAAAGUAUGAUCCGCCAUUGCCAUUGCCAUUGCAAGCGGGUGACAGCUUUACUCCGGACGACAUGCACAUGCGAAUUUCGCCAACAAAACGAAUUACUCAGGGUCCUGUUAAUAUAUUGGGUGUAGGAAUGGGUAUGCCAGGCCUUCCUCCAGGUCCAGGUCUAUAUGCCAAUAAUCAACUACCCCUGUUGCCGCUUUUAAGCUUCCCCCCGCGCCCAGGCUUGAUUCCUUCGGGCCCUGGCCUUUUUUCGGCAGCAACUGGAGGGCUUCCCAGCUUCGGCCAAAGUUCCGUACCUAUUCCCCCCUUCAUGCAAUUUCCCGGGGGGACUGUAUCUAUCGAUUCUAUCCCUAAUCGGCCUAUGCCAAUGAAUCCCACAGACAUAAAGCCCAUUGGAUAUUGUCCUGUGGCUCCAUUGGUUCCUGAGUCGAUGAAAUUGACAUCACCCGAAGUCCAGAAAAUAAGCCCGUUUAGUUCAAAGCUUAAGUCGUUGUCCGCAACUGGCAAUUUAGGUGAUCCAAUUGAAGUAUCUGAUGACUCAGAUGAGUCAGCCGCAGCCCCAGCAAGCAUAAAAACAUCUCAGCUCUCGCCAGCAGUAGGGGGCUUUGAUGGACUCGUUGGCCGACCAAACAUAAUACAACCAUCCCAACUUCCAUAUACUGUUGCCGGAACACCUAACUUAAUAUCCCCCGUACCAGCAGCUUCAACCAAAUCUGAUACCAUCAACCAACUACCAAUUACACCAAUGCCUCGUAACACUCCUAUUUUUGACCCUUCUCCUGCUGUUUCUAAAAAAUUGAAGAAACAGACAAAGCCGUGUGAUCUGCCCACUGCUCUGCCGAGUCCCAAUCCAGCUGCUCCAACUGGUCCAUCGAUCUCCCCCUCUCCGUUCAAUUUACACAGUCUGAUGGGAAGCGAUAAGUAUAGUUUAGCGGGCGGCGCUGAUCUCAUUCCAUUGUCGCGUGUGGAAAGCGGUUUGGCUUAUUCUUCGCAGACAGUACCCGUCACCAGUUUGGCCGUUGGAGCCACGUCAGGCACAUCUGCUGUCCCACCAGCUCAACUAAACCUAAAUGUGUCUGAAGAGAUACAAGCUCAAAGGCCGCAUCAGCCAUUCAUGCCCAAUUUCGGAAGCUUUGAGGACAUUACUAUUACCCCAGCAAACCCAGCCCUUAAUAUUGCUGGAUCAGCAGAUGAAUUAAGAUCGCGUAAAUUACACAAGAAACUUAAGAAGCCUAAGGAAGGCAAGAUAAAAAAGAAAAAGGAUAAAAAAGAUAAGUCGAAAAGCAAGGAACGAUUGAUAACCAGCGAAUUUAGUUUAAUUCCUAGCGAGAAACCAGCAAAGGGACAGGACAAAAAACCGAAAAAAGACAAGAAGAAAGAUAAACUACAGCAACAGAUUCCAAGUGUUACGGUCGCUGAUUCUGAUUCGAUAGCAGUUCCGCCACAGAAUUCUAUAGAGUCGAUUGCACCGACCAGUGCAGUGACAUCGUCCUUAGCACCUGUGCAGACUGUGCAUAUCUCAAACUCACCACAGUUGGAGCUGUCGCCCAAUCAGGUGCCAAAGUUAACCCUAAAACUCAGUGGAAAAUCCACACCAUUACCAAUGGAGCCGGAACCAACACUUUUACCACAGAUUGGCUCGGGUAAAAAGGAACGCGAUCGCGGUCGGGAACCUUCGCCAGAACUAGCCAGAUUCUCACCACUAGUCACAGGACCACCAAAGCCCAAACAAUCUGACUUGCAGUUAUCAUUACCUACAUCUGCUUCCGCUUCUACUAGUGGACCCCCAAUGGCGCUACCGCUUCAAAUGAGUACAAUUCCCAACACUCACACCCUUGUUCCAUCUAGCACGGCUGUCAAUUCAAGCGUCUGGAUGACAACUGGCAGUGGAGCCCCUGCUGCUGCUACUUUAUCGGCCAGCUCGGUUCUUCUACCGCAACAGCUGAUGUUGGCGUCUACACCUACACCUAUUCCUUCUUCAGGUGGCGCUGUCAUAGCCCCAACGGCGACAGUUUCGCCUGCGAAAUCGGAAUGCCCUCCUCCUCAAACCGUGGAAUCAAAUCGUCCAUCUUCAUAUGUGGAUGCUGAGGGAAAUCGGAUCUGGAUAUGUCCAGCAUGCGGUAAAGUGGACGAUGGUUCCGCAAUGAUCGGGUGUGAUGGAUGCGAUGCUUGGUAUCAUUGGAUAUGUGUUGGCAUCCAAGUUGCUCCAAAGGAUAACGACGACUGGUUCUGCCGUGUUUGCAUCACCAGGAAAAAAGUACACGGAUCGGAAAAAAAGAAGAAGCGAAACAAGAAAAAAUAAAGCAGAUACAUUAAUAUAUUAUUUAUAUUUAGGGUAGCUUAUUGCAUAAACUCCACUAACUUGAAAUUUGGUAAACUCGUGGAUUGUAACGGAUUUUAUGUUUUGUUUUAUUAUAACGUAUAUUUAGGUAUGUAUAAUAAAUUGUUUAGUACGGCAAAAUCAA